UAUUUUUGUUUAUCCCAGUUUAUCCGUAUCGUUUUAUCUUAAAGUAGGUAAUUGUUAUACAUAAUCCAGGAUUAAAAUAUAUUUAAAAUACAGAUUGAAAAUAACAUUACAUGUAUGUCCAGAUCGAGAAAGUGAAAUAAUACCUAGGUUAUAAAUUGGCUAUUGGACUAUCAUUUAGAAAGUAACAAAAAUCUUAUGAUUAUAUAACAUAUAAAAAUGGCAGCAAAGAAGAUUAUCGUUGGUGGCGGUACCGGCUUCGUGGGAACUCAUCUAAACAAGAUCCUCCGAGCGAGAAAUUAUGAUGUUAUCAACGUGUCUCGCAUGCCAGCCGCGAAAAAUAUAUCGUGGACAAGUUUAGACUCUGAUGGCUUACCCUCAAACACGUCUGCGGUGGUCAAUCUGGCUGGGCAGCAGUUUAUGGAUUUUACGAAAAUGUGGACACCUGGUUUUAAACAGAAUGUGUUAAACUCCAGAGUGUUCACAACUAAAAGUCUAUCAAAAGCAAUUAGACAGUGUGAGAAAAAGCCUGAUGUCUUCGUUUUGGUCACUGGAGUUGGUGCUUAUGAGCCAUCUGAGAGUAACAAAUAUGAUGAAUCCAGUCCAAGUACUGGUACCGACUUCUUCUCCAGACUCCUACGUGAGUGGGAGAAGGCAGCUGAAGUAGAUGCUCCCACUAGACUAGUUAUAAUUCGCUCAGGUGUGGUGAUAGGAAGAAAUGGAGGAAUGAUAAAAAAUAUGAUAUUACCAUUCUUCUUUGGUCUGGGAGGGCCAAUCGCAUCAGGGAAACAAUACCUACCCUGGAUACAUAUAGAGGAUCUGACCAGAAUGAUACAAUACUCUAUAGAAAAUGAAAAUGUUAAGGGAAUACUCAAUGGUGUAGCACCACAAGUUAUUACAAACGCAGAAUUCACAAAGUCCUUUGCUAAGGCCUUAUCCCGGCCGGCAAUCAUACCAGUACCUGAGUUUUCGUUGAAUUUGCUUCUGAACGAGGAGAGAGCUAUGAUGCUGACCAAAGGCCAGUAUGUGGUGCCGAAGCGUGUUCUAGAAUACGGAUUCAAAUACAAAUACGACAACAUAAAUGAUGCCUGCAAGGAGGUUGCUCAUCUGUUUCCUAAGGAAUAAGUAAUAAAUUUUUAUUUAUCUUA
Molecule: messenger RNA, 1145 nt
Organism: Aricia agestis (brown argus)
Lineage: Eukaryota; Metazoa; Arthropoda; Insecta; Lepidoptera; Lycaenidae
Gene: SDR39U1
Product: epimerase family protein SDR39U1
Exons: 5
Coding region: 217-1122 (301 amino acids)
Source: RefSeq, a predicted model, not a curated record